AUGAGGACAACUCUCCGCAAACCCUGUCUAUCCCACCUCUUGAACCGGCUUCUCUACUCUCCGAUCCCGGUCCUCCACCGGUCUGGACGAUACCUUCAAACCUUAGCCUACGAAGAGUUGAAAUCCCCUCCAGAAAAACGUCACAAUUACACAGCAUUUAUUCUCCACGGCCUCCUCGGCUCCGGUCGAAACUGGCGUUCCUUUUCCCGUUCCCUUGCUUCCACACUCUUGCCCGCCCAGUGGAGGAUGGUGACGGUGGAUUUAAGGAACCACGGAAAGUCGGCUGAAAUUGAAGGAUUAUUGCCCCCACACGACCUGGAAAAUGCAGCCAAGGAUCUGGCGAAUUUGGUUAAAACUGAGGGGUGGGAUUGGCCCGACGUUGUCAUUGGGCAUUCCAUGGGGGGCAAGGUUGCUUUGCAGUUUGCUCAAAGUGUUGCUAAUGGGGAUUAUGGGGAUCAUGUUCACUUGCCCAAACAGCUAUGGGUAUUGGACUCUGUUCCUGGAACAGUGAACCGCAAGAAUGGUGAUGGUGAAGUGGAGAAAGUUCUGGAGACCUUGCAGAGUCUACCUUCAACAGUUCCCUCUCGGAAAUGGCUGGUAGAUCACAUGCUAAAACUUGGGUUUUCCAAGUCAUUAUCAAACUGGAUUGGAAGCAACCUUAAACAAUCAGGAGAAGAGCAGACUUGGGCUUUUAAUCUUGAGGGCGCUGUUCAGAUGUUCGAUUCUUACAGGGUAACGGAUUACUGGCCUCUGCUGGAGCAUCCACCCAAAGGCAUGGAGAUAGAAAUCGUACGUGCUGAGAACAGCGACAGAUGGGACUUUGAUGUCAUUAAGCAACUUGAAAGCCUUGCUACUACUAAAAGAGUGGAUGAAACUGAAGGGAAAGUUUCGGUUCAUGUUCUGCCCAAUGCAGGCCACUGGGUUCAUGUGGAUAAUCCCAAGGGUCUUCUUGAGAUUAUGACGCCCAAAGUUGCCUCUUUGGCUUAG
Fraxinus pennsylvanica is the source of this 987-nucleotide messenger RNA. Lineage: Eukaryota; Viridiplantae; Streptophyta; Magnoliopsida; Lamiales; Oleaceae. The record is from the annotation of a GenBank genome assembly.